Sporothrix schenckii 1099-18 is the source of this 2025-nucleotide messenger RNA. RefSeq names its product homeobox transcription factor. Gene Ontology annotation, molecular function: DNA-binding transcription factor activity, RNA polymerase II-specific; transcription cis-regulatory region binding. The record is from RefSeq and is a predicted model, not a curated record. Bases 1 to 2025 code for a protein of 674 amino acids. Gene Ontology annotation, biological process: regulation of DNA-templated transcription. NCBI's taxonomy places the organism in Eukaryota, Fungi, Ascomycota, Sordariomycetes, Ophiostomatales, Ophiostomataceae. The transcript is spliced from 3 exons. Gene Ontology annotation, cellular component: nucleus.
AUGGCGUCCGAACUGCCUGCCACCUCCUCGGCCGCGGUCGCCCGCGCCGACGGUGACGCGUCAAACGAGCCGCUUACCUCGUCACCACGGAGCAGUGACAGUAGCAACAUCGACAAGGCCGACGACUCCCUCACCCUUUUAUCCGACGCUGGUGACCAGAGCAUGCUACGGCAUCCCAAGGGCAAGCGGAAACGGACUGCGGCCAAGGACAAGUCUAUCCUCGAGGCUGCCUACCUUGCAAAUCCAAAGCCAGACAAGACGGCGCGUCUGGACAUUGUCAGCCGGGUGUCGUUGAAUGAGAAGGAGGUUCAGAUUUGGUUCCAGAACCGGAGGCAGAAUGACCGUCGCAAGUCUCGUCCGCUUUCUCCUCAGGAAAUCGCCGCCCUCCGGUACGGUGGCAUGCACGCCCUUUCCUCCGACCCGACCACCCCGUUCGGCCACGCCUCUCUCUCCCAGCACUCGUCUUUUUCUUCGGAUGGCCACGGCACGUCUUCACCCCCGCACUUCCAACAGUUUACGUCCGCCUCCAUGUCCGCCCCUAUGCCAUCGACGACGCCCACCUCCUCUCCCGAAAUUGGCCCGUGGAUACCCGAGGCGCUUGCCCAGCGCCAGCAACAAGAAUCUGCCGCGUCCGAAAGCGGAGCACCGGCGGCUGCUCAGAUACCAUCCGGUCCUCGCUCUUUCUCAAGCUCGAUGAACUCUCUUGGUUAUCUGGCCAAUCGUUGGAACAUGCACAGCUCCUUCUCUACGUCGUCGUCCUCCUUGAGUGGAGGGAACGGACCUUCACCAAACGGCGGCCACCCCCGGGACGAGUCCGUGAGACUCGAGCCCUUUGUCCGGCCUACAUCAUCAACCCAGGUCCUGCCACCUCCACCACAACAGCAGCAUCUCCUUACGCAGCAAGCCCGGCAGCGUCCAUUUCGUCUCUCUCUUUCCCUUGAAGGCAAGGCUGAAGUUAUCGCAGGCCAGUCGCCAUCUCCUCCCCGGCGUUUGCCUCCGCCGAACCCCACUGUUGAUAUCGACCGGCGAACGGGUAGCAGCAGCAGCAACGGCGGUGACAGCCCGCUCACAGCUCUACCCGCCAUUCGCCGGUUUGGCCUUAGCCGCAGCCACUCGGCUCUGCCUAGCCUGGGCCUUACGCUCCCGCCUAUCUCUAGCCUGACGAACUCGCUAGCAAGUGGAUCGGCUCCUCCCCCUAUGCCCCAGGCCCCCCACCCGCCACGCCUGCUACGGGGUCGCUCGCGUGAUGUGCACGCAUGGGAGUCUGUUUGUGACUCGGAUACACGCGUUGACGACGAGCUCAGUGCUCACGCAGAGCAGGAGGCGAGCGGUUCAGCUAUUGCCGCGAUCAGCCUGCUGCGCUCAACAUCGUCGGUUAGCAGCUCGUCCAUGACGUUGUCCUCUGUGCUCCAGCCCAACGGCCACAAGCGGAACGUAUCGUCUCGCUCAGGCAUUCCGAAACCGGGCAUGAAGCGUGCUAAGCUUGGCCGUGCCCUGAGCAGCGUUGCACGGAUGCAGAACGUUUCCAAUACUCGGGAGGAGAGCGGUAAAGACAAGAUGUGGGUCGAUGACGAGAAGAAGAAGAAGCUUAAGCUGUCCACGCUGCUAUCUGGAAACGACUCCGACAAGGAGAACUGGAGCCCGGAUGAAGAAGGCCGUCCGAGUCUCGGCCAGCCGUCUGCCAAUAGCCUUGCAGGCAACGGGCGUCGGCCACUGCCAUCGUCUAGGAACGGACGGCAGCAGCGGGCCGUAUUGGGAGGCGAUGGUAGCAAGGGCAGCAAACACGCCCAACUUGCCACUCGGAUGACGGGGGGCAAGGUUACGGAAUUUGACGCUGCUGACAUUUACGAGGACGCGUCUGGGCGGUCACCGCCGAAGCGCGCCCAGUUGUCCCGGGCAGCCACUCUCUCUGCUCCAGAUGACGUCGAGCGUUUUAUGCGCGGUGCACAGGUUAGCCCGAGCAAGAAGGGCGACAUGGACUGCAUUGCUGGUCUGCUUUCACUCUCGCAGGGUAACUGGCGCUGA